AUGAGACUUAAAGUCUCACAUGCUCGUUCGCCACGUCAUCUGGACUCCGUUACAGCUGUUGGAUGGGCUAGUGGAGAUGAAAUUUUCUCCUGUGCUGAUGAUCAUAUAUUAUUGAAAUGGAAACUCGCAUCUAUGGAUGCAACAACUGUGACAGAAAUGCCAAGUCCGCCACGAUACUCAUGGAGAUGUAUUCGCGUUAUCCAGCUCAGAUGGCAAGUCAAACCUCCUCGUCUAACGGCAUUCUACCACAACUAA
This is a messenger RNA of Cooperia oncophora, 255 nucleotides long. The record is from the annotation of a GenBank genome assembly. Lineage: Eukaryota; Metazoa; Nematoda; Chromadorea; Rhabditida; Trichostrongylidae.